Tachyglossus aculeatus (Australian echidna) is the source of this 2690-nucleotide messenger RNA. RefSeq names its product cholinergic receptor nicotinic alpha 1 subunit (gene CHRNA1). The coding region runs from base 1152 to 2528 and encodes 458 amino acids. Gene Ontology annotation, biological process: nervous system process; signal transduction; regulation of membrane potential. Gene Ontology annotation, molecular function: acetylcholine-gated monoatomic cation-selective channel activity; transmembrane signaling receptor activity. The record is from RefSeq and is a predicted model, not a curated record. NCBI's taxonomy places the organism in Eukaryota, Metazoa, Chordata, Mammalia, Monotremata, Tachyglossidae. The transcript has 15 exons. Gene Ontology annotation, cellular component: synapse; postsynaptic membrane; neuron projection.
GAAAUCUCAAAAGAAACUUGAUGAAAUUAUUCUUUCUUGGAGAACAUAUGUUCUUUGAAACAUUAAGGUCUUUGUGUAGAACACCACUCUGUCCAUGGGACCAGCUUUAAGAAACGCUAUUGUUGUCAGCCCCAGGGACACUGCAAUGGGGUAGAUCCAGCCUGACAAGUUCAGGAGCACUACUCAUCUCAGUGCACGUAAAGGGGUGUCUGGUAUGUCAUGUAAAGGGGUGUCCAGUACGUUUCAGAGCCUCUGGUGGCCAAUUUGUUCUCAGAACCCAUUAGCGGCGUUUACCGUUGCCGUGUACAGCAGUGAGCCUGGUGCCGUUUAAAGCAGGUGACCAGACUGGCUGGUCAUGCCCGGGCAGUCAUUUCUGGGAACGUGCAAGCUAAGCGAUAUUCUUGUUCUUUUCCAGAGUUGUUGAGACGGCCUUGGUACACUCAGGCCAGGCUGGCUCCCCCAGGAUGCUGGGAAUUCUGCCAGUGGGCCUAUGCCCACCUAGGCUUCUCUAAAGGGCUCAGAGCAAGCAAGGAGCUGCUCAGAACCAAGUAGGAGAGCGCAUUUUUAGAUUGACCUUAAUGACUCGAAGCAGCAGGGCUAGAGAAACCCUCAGAGCCAAGAGGGAGCCAUUUCCAGUAGGGUCCGGGAUGGACAAAGUCACCUAAUGAUCAGAAACACCAUGUUGAGCAAAGCCUCCUGGAAGAUGGCAACAUCUGAAAUGAAGAAUGAAAAUGGCACCAGGGCCACUGUUAAAGCAGCGAGCAGGCAGCUCAUUUGUCCAGGACUCCACCCAAUGAUGCUGUCGAAUGGUUUCUGCAGAGACACAAAGGUCCAUUGGAAUAACAGCACUUGGUAUGUGAGGCAAUUUACCACAGCUAACGGACCGCCAAAGUGUUGUUAUUGCUGGAUGCAAUGAAGCUCUCACUAAGCAGCCUCACCGGGGACCAGUAAAAACCGGUUACACUGAAGAGCUGUCAUUACAGAAAGCAGGUGGUGUAAAACAAUAGCUCAGCAGACUCUCUUUCCAAGCCCUCGAGGAGGAAGCAGCAAAGCUCACUCUGAGCCUGGAGGCUGAACCGGUCCAAGGGUCCCGGCAAGAGGGGAAGAGAGAGACGUGGCCCGCCACCUCACGCUUCAGAGUCACCCACCCGAUGGGGCUCCUCUCUACCCUCCUGCUCCUCUCCCUUUUCUCAGCAGCAGGUCUCAUCCUGUGCUCCGAACAUGAGACUCGUCUGGUUGCCAAGUUGUUCGAGGACUACAACAGUGUAGUGCGGCCAGUGGAUGAUCACCGGGACCCAGUCGUCGUCACAGUGGGCCUGCAGCUAAUACAGCUCAUCAAUGUGGAUGAAGUGAAUCAGAUCGUGACCACCAAUGUGCGUCUGAAGCAGCAAUGGGUGGAUUCCAAUCUCAAGUGGAAACCCGAAGACUAUGGCGGCUUGAAAAAGAUUCACAUUUCUUCGGAUCGGAUCUGGCGCCCGGACGUUGUCCUGUAUAAUAAUGCAGAUGGCGACUUUGCUAUCGUCAAGCUCACCAAAGUGCUUUUGGACUAUACGGGUCACAUUACUUGGACCCCACCUGCCAUUUUUAAGAGUUACUGUGAAAUCAUAGUCACCCAUUUUCCCUUUGACGAGCAGAACUGCAGCAUGAAGUUGGGCACGUGGACCUACGAUGGCUCUGUGGUUGUCAUCAAUCCGGAGAACGAGCGGCCUGACCUCAGCAACUUCAUGGAGAGUGGCGAAUGGGUCAUUAAAGAAUCCCGCGGCUGGAAACACUGGGUUUAUUAUGCCUGUUGUCCCAGCACUCCCUACCUAGAUAUCACUUACCACUUUGUCAUGCAGCGUCUGCCUCUCUACUUCAUCGUCAACGUCAUCAUCCCCUGCCUGCUCUUCUCCUUUCUCACUGGCUUGGUUUUCUAUCUGCCUACAGAUUCGGGAGAGAAGAUGACACUGAGUAUUUCUGUUUUACUGUCUUUGACGGUGUUCCUUCUGGUCAUCGUGGAGCUGAUCCCAUCCACGUCCAGUGCGGUGCCCUUGAUUGGCAAAUACAUGCUGUUCACAAUGGUAUUUGUCAUUACAUCAAUCAUCAUUACGGUUAUUGUCAUCAACACCCACCACCGCUCCCCAAGUACUCAUGUGAUGCCCGAAUGGGUCAGGAAGGUUUUUAUUAACACAAUCCCAAACAUCAUGUUCUUCUCCACAAUGAAGCGGCCAUCCAGGGAGAAACAGGAAAGAAAGAUUUUUACCGAAGACAUUGACAUUUCAGAAAUUUCCGGAAAUCCGGGUCCAACUACCAUGACCUUUCAGUCGCCGCUUAUCAAAAACCCAGACGUGAAGAGUGCCAUUGAGGGUGUAAAAUACAUUGCAGAAACAAUGAAGUCAGACCAAGAAUCUAAUAACGCUGCUGAAGAAUGGAAGUUUGUGGCGAUGGUGAUGGAUCAUCUUCUCCUGGGCAUCUUCAUGCUGGUUUGUAUCAUUGGCACCCUAGCUGUGUUUGCUGGUCGUCUCAUUGAGUUAAAUCAGCAAGGCUGAGCGCGGAAGCUGAACUCCAAUCUACCACUGUGGUAAUGUGAAGGUGAGGAGAAGGUAGCAGAGAGGAAUUUGGUUUGCUCCCUGGUGUAAAGAGCAUUUCAUUUCUCCUCAUUCAAAACUGCUUCACCUCUACCCGCCCCACCAAGUAAGCCCAUGUCAAUA